GCCCAAGACGUUGAACAGAAAUCAGAGACAGAGCUGGGAAUAUAAAGACGAGGAGAGCUUGUAAUUUUUUGAAAUCAUUUUUCUGUUUACAUACGAGAGUCACCACCACGACAAAUCAAGCUUCCAUGAUGACUGAGAAGUAAAAAGAUCCAACUCCACCCAGGCAACCAGCAUUACCAGCUUUGAAGUUUGAGCUCAAAACCCGAAGUUGUGUGUGUGAGAGAGAAAUUAACAUUCUCGAAAAUCUUGUGGGUUUGAGUGAUUGUUUCUUUUGAGAAGAGUGGUCUGGAAGCUUGUGGAUAACAUGAGUAAUUGGCUGGGGUUUUCUUUGAGUCCACACCUUAGGAUUGAUGAAGGGUUUGGGAGAGAAACCCAAGACCAUGGAGGCUUUCCUGCUCACUUGUCUGUCAUGCCCUUGCGCUCUGACGGUUCUCUUUGUGCUGCUGAUCCUUUCAGGCGUUCCAGUGGCGCUGAUGAUUGGAGAUUUGAGAAUUCAAUGGGUGCAGCAAAUCCAAAUGAAGAGGGCCCAAAGCUUGAAGAUUUCUUAGGUUGUUGUUACUCCAGCUCUCCACCUGAUGAAACCAAAGUUUACUGCCAAACCCGAGAGGACCAUGACCAAAACAAUAUCUCCAAAAUCAAUGUGAACAUAGCCCCCAGCUUCAACACAAACGGAGAAAUAGAACCGGGAGAGAAUCUCUCAAACUCUUCUUCCUUACUCCAUCCAGCUUACCCGUACAAUGAAAACCCACAAACCCUACUCACUGGUAAUGGUAUGUACAAGUCUUGGUUGGGCCAAACACUAUUUUCCGAUGGAAAAUCUUUUGCCGAGGCAAAUGGGUGCAGCUUUCAGUCACUAUCUCUUGCCAUGAGCCCGAGUGCACAGAAUGGAUUGGAUGCAAUUUCACCUUUGCAAGUGACUGAUAGCCGCAAGCGACCCGUGGCAAAGACUCUUGCCAGAGAACCAGUUCCUCGGAAAUCUAUAGAUACUUUUGGGCAGAGAACCUCUCAGUAUCGUGGCGUUACGAGACAUAGAUGGACAGGGAGAUACGAGGCCCAUCUGUGGGAUAACAGCUGCAGAAAAGAGGGGCAGACUAGGAAAGGAAGGCAAGUUUAUCUGGGUGGUUAUGACAAGGAAGAGAAGGCAGCAAGGGCUUAUGAUUUAGCUGCACUCAAAUAUUGGGGUCCAACUACUCACAUAAAUUUCCCACUAAGCACCUACGAGAAAGAACUUGAAGAAAUGAAGAACAUGACUAGGCAAGAAUUUGUUGCCAACUUGAGAAGGAAGAGCAGUGGGUUUUCAAGAGGAGCAUCCGUGUAUAGAGGAGUGACAAGACACCAUCAGCACGGGAGGUGGCAAGCUAGAAUUGGAAGGGUUGCGGGAAACAAAGACUUGUACCUUGGAACAUUUAGCACACAAGAGGAAGCGGCUGAGGCUUACGACAUUGCAGCAAUUAAGUUUAGGGGAACAAGUGCUGUUACAAAUUUUGAUAUGAGUAGGUAUGACGUGAAGAGAAUUUGCUCAAGCUCGACGCUGAUUGCCGGUGACCUCGCAAAACGUUCGCCAAAAGACUCAACUCCGGCGGCCCUUGAGGACUUGAUCAAUUCUCGUGCCUCAUCCACCUCCCCUCCACAACCCCUUUUGACCAUAACAAGCAACGAGCCCUCAGAUGAUUUGGGCGACAUGUUGUGGACAUCGAACAACAACGAGGAACAUUUACUUGAACAACACCAUCAUGAGAAUACAAACACCAACAGUACUGAUGCAACCUUUGUGGCUUCUAGCAGCAGGAAUUCUUCAAACCCACCAAGCCCUGCAAGAUGCUCUUUUGGAACAAGUAAUAGUGAUUUUGGAAUUGGUGCAAGUGACUAUUCUCAUGUCUACUUUUCCCUGCAAGGGCCGAAGUAUGAAAUGGGCAAUAGUGGUGGGAAUGAGCAUGGGAUGCCUAUGGGAUGAAAUGUGGCCUUGCUUUGGUCCAUCAGAUUCAGCCCCAUACAUGUUUGCAUUUGUACGUGGGAAUGGGCAAGGGAAAAAAUGGCUACUAUGAUUUGAGAAAAGAAAUUGGUAAACGGUAUAGCUAAGAUAGAACGUAGGAUUCUCCAUGUCUUUUAGGUUUUUUAUGCAAUAUUGCAGCGUAUGCUUUCAGGUUUUCUUUCAAAAUGAUAUCAAAAGAAAGUGGGGAAGACUGAUCAAGUGUUGGUUUA
Molecule: messenger RNA, 2202 nt
Organism: Juglans regia (Persian walnut)
Lineage: Eukaryota; Viridiplantae; Streptophyta; Magnoliopsida; Fagales; Juglandaceae
Product: AP2-like ethylene-responsive transcription factor AIL1
Exons: 9
Coding region: 305-1954 (549 amino acids)
Biological process (GO): regulation of DNA-templated transcription
Molecular function (GO): DNA-binding transcription factor activity; DNA binding
Source: RefSeq, a predicted model, not a curated record